AUGCUGUGUGUGAAAGUAGCAAAGUAUUGCGAACGCUAUGACAAGAGUCACUUGGUAGCAGCCAAGCGCAUUCUCAAGUAUCUCACGACUACUAUGAACUAUGGAAUCUAUUUGGAUGGUUCUAACAAAAGGGGCUUAUUGGAUACGCUGAUGCGAGUAAGGCUGCUGAUUUUUACUCAAGGCGAUCGACAACAGCAUAUAUAUUCGAGCGUUGUGUUGUGGAAGUCUAAAUGUCGACCAACUGUUGCCACAUCAAGCACUGAAACAGAACACAUGAGUUUGUACAGUGCGACACAAGAAAUGGUGUGGUUACGGCAAUUGCUAAAGGAUCUCGAAUAUCAAGUGAAUGUUCCUACGACAAUAUAUAAAGAUAAUCAAGGGUGCAUUGCGUUGGCGAAGAAUCCAGUGUAUCACACACGUACGAAACAUGUCGACAUCAAGUAUUAUUCAUCUGAAAGAAGAUCAAUGUCAAACGAGCUUAGUAUUGAGUACAAGCCAACAGAAGAAAUGGUUGCGGAUGCAAUGACGAAGGCAUUACCUCGAGCAAAGCAUGAAGCGUUUGUCAAAGCUGUCAAUAUGAAAUCGACAUCGAGAAUCGAACAUGCACAGCAUGGGAGAGUGUUUAAAGGAGUGAUGGCGCAAUUAGUUUGGAGAACAUUACUCAUGGUUGAUUAUUCUCAUGUUUAG
Messenger RNA from Plasmopara halstedii, 687 nucleotides. Its product is annotated as gag-pol polyprotein. Lineage: Eukaryota; Oomycota; Peronosporomycetes; Peronosporales; Peronosporaceae. The transcript has a single exon. The record is from RefSeq and is a predicted model, not a curated record. The coding region runs from base 1 to 687 and encodes 228 amino acids.